GAGGCACGUGCCACUCUGAGUGAAUAAUUCAUUGGAGGGUUGAAGCUGUCUUUAAAUUUACAUUUACUAUAGAGGCGAUGGGGCAGCGUUCGGGGGCUUUGGGUGGCUGUUGAUGGAGGUGGGGUUAUCACAACACCAAAAUUAGGACUUCGAUACUAUACCUGCCAAAAUAUUAUGAUACCCGAUACUUUCGAUACGAUACUGGAAUAUUUAUAUAUGAUAGUAAUAAAUAAAACAUCUGCAAGGUUCCCUUUUUACCAGCUUGUUCCUGCCCAGCUUAAACAAAUGCCAUUUUAGUAUUAGCCCACAGCAAGAUAUGAAUGAAAAUUACAUGGUAAAAUCAUAGCAUUAAUUAUACACGGCUAUGUAUAGGCCUAUUGUCCGUAUCUGACUAUAUGACUACAUAGUUAUUUCCAUAAGUAUGAAUUACAUCAUUUAACAGAUGUGUGUUUGAGGUGGGAAAAAAACUAAAGCUAUGUGGGUUCUGUGUGCAUUCUGACCUCAUGAUCACAUCAGCCCACAUGAGUGAAACUGUAGGUCAUUUUGCAUGUUUAUAUUCGUUCUCAACAAAGACUUUCAUUGUAAAGUGGUUAAAAAAAGAGGUCCCUAAAAAUGGGCAAUUUACUUUAAUAUCCUGUUUUGAUCAAGUGUUUAGUGAAUUUUUGGCAUUUUUCUCACCAGAACAAUAUGUGUAAUGAUUAUUACAUGAACAUAAAAAAGAAAAAGAAGAACAGAAGAAGGUCACCCGUUUCAUAUGAGGACACUGAGACAGAGGGGAGGGAGAUAUAUUUCUCAAUAGUGGAACACGGGGUUGACUGAUCGCUCCAUCUUUGGGUCGCUCGUAGAUCCUGGAAGGACGGCGGGGGGGCUGGCUCGUGUGGGUUUCAUCCCUUUAGAAUGACGCUCCGUCCCGAAGGAGACCCACUGGUUGGCGACUUGUUGAGGACCUUGACUCCGCUUAGCCCAUCGAUCAACCCGUUCAGCACACAGCACACACUAUUGUAGAUAAUGGGCUGUGUGCAAUGCAAGGAUAAGGAAGUAACCAAACUCACGGACAACCGAGACACCAGCAUCUCCCAGGCACCGGGCUACCACUAUGGGCCCGACCCCGCGCCGCAGCACUUCCCCAGCACCCCUGGGGGCGCCGCCAUACCCAACUACAACCACUUCCACGCCCCCGUCGGACAGGGGAUGACAGUCUUUGGUGGGGUCAGCACCUCCACCACCCACACCGGAACCCUGAGGAGCCGUGGCGGGACAGGAGUCACCCUCUUCGUGGCACUUUACGACUACGAGGCACGGACGGAGGACGACCUCAGCUUCAGGAAAGGAGAGAGGUUCCAGAUCAUCAACAGCACCGAAGGGGACUGGUGGGAUGCUCGCUCGCUCACCACUGGUGGCAGUGGCUACAUUCCCAGUAACUAUGUGGCUCCAGUGGACUCCAUCCAGGCAGAGGAUUGGUACUUUGGUAAACUGGGCCGUAAGGAUGCCGAGAGGCAUCUGCAGUCCACCGGAAACCCUCGAGGAACCUAUCUCAUCCGGGAGAGUGAAACCACUAAGGGUGCCUUCUCAUUGUCCAUACGGGACUGGGACGACGUGAAAGGUGACCACGUCAAGCAUUAUAAGAUCCGCAAGCUGGACAGUGGCGGCUACUACAUCACCACGCGGGCUCAGUUCGACACGCUGCAGCAGCUGGUUGAGCACUACUCAGACCGAGCCGCCGGGCUCUGCUGUCGCUUGGCGGUUCCCUGCCACAAAGGGAUGCCGCGCCUGGCCGAUCUGUCGGUUAAAACCAAAGACGUGUGGGAGAUCCCGCGGGAGUCGCUGCAGCUCAUCAAGCGUCUUGGGAACGGGCAGUUUGGGGAGGUCUGGAUGGGGACGUGGAACGGCACCACCAAGGUGGCGGUGAAGACUCUGAAGCCUGGCACCAUGUCCCCCGAGUCCUUCCUGGAGGAGGCUCAGAUCAUGAAGAAACUCCGCCACGACAAGCUGGUGCAGCUCUACGCCGUGGUGUCGGAGGAACCCAUUUACAUUGUCACAGAGUACAUGGGCCAAGGAAGCCUGCUGGAAUUCUUGAAGGACGGAGAAGGACGAGGGUUGAAGCUGCCUAACCUGGUGGAUAUGGCUGCACAGGUGGCGGCUGGCAUGGCCUACAUCGAGAGGAUGAACUACAUCCACCGAGACCUGCGCUCCGCCAACAUCCUGGUGGGAGACAGCCAGGUGUGCAAGAUUGCCGACUUCGGACUGGCCAGGCUCAUCGAGGACAACGAAUACACGGCUCGGCAGGGCGCUAAGUUCCCCAUUAAGUGGACUGCCCCGGAGGCGGCGCUGUACGGGAAGUUCACCAUCAAGUCGGACGUGUGGUCGUUUGGCAUCUUCUUGACGGAACUGGUCACAAAGGGCCGGGUGCCUUACCCAGGCAUGAACAACCGCGAGGUGCUGGAGCAGGUGGAGCGGGGCUACAGGAUGCCGUGCCCCCAGGACUGCCCCAUCUCGCUGCACGAGCUGAUGCUCCAGUGCUGGAAGAAGGACGCGGAGGAGCGGCCCACCUUUGAGUACUUGCAAGCCUUCCUGGAGGACUACUUCACGGCCACCGAGCCUCAGUACCAGCCCGGGGACAACCUCUAGACCCCCCCCAAACACCCCCCCCGUCCCCCGUCCCCCGUCCCCCAAGGCCUGGGGAGGAAAACUGGCCAAAUUGGCGCUGUUACAAAACUCUGGAGCCUUCCAAGCCAGAACAUUUUUUUAUUUUACAAAUCUGUACAGCUUCCUCAAUCCCCAAACCCCGUAAAACCCGUUCCGUCUGCGACACGCCCCCUAGUGUCUGGACUUGGGCGAUUGCCAUAAGUGGGGAGGGAUGCACAGGGAGUUUACCGGAAUCAUGAUAAUGCAACGUGUUCAAUGUAAAUAAGAAGUUUGUUUAAGUUUAUUUGUUUGCUUUAAGAAAAUAAUAACAAUUGAAAAUGAUGAAAAGGAAAACACGGAACCGCUUCGUAGCAGGUACAGUUCAUCUGUGCGUGUGCCAUAGAGUAACUUCUACAUUAUUUUCUAGAGAUUGGAUCAGAAGCCUCCAUAUAUUUUUUUUCAAAAUUUUCCAUAAUGUGUAAAUAAAGAAAAAAACAUCUUCACCAAAUGAUUUCUUGACUUCUUGGGUCGCAGUGUUCCAGCAGCUCGUUUUUCUUAUUUAAGUAUUGUUUAAGCUUUCCAUUCACAGGCGCAAACAGCAGAUCUGAUCUUAAUGCAGAUGGUUUUGUGGCCAAUGGAAAUAAUGUUUUAGUUGUACAGCUGGUUAACGUCGCUAUAACUUCCUUUUUUUUUAAUAGCUUUUCAUUUCCGUUAUUUUAACAUAAGUUGUUUUGUUGAUUCAGUGACUUGGCACAAUUCAGAAAAGAACAAUAAACAUUUUACACAUGC
Molecule: messenger RNA, 3414 nt
Organism: Pungitius pungitius (ninespine stickleback)
Lineage: Eukaryota; Metazoa; Chordata; Actinopteri; Perciformes; Gasterosteidae
Gene: fynb
Product: FYN proto-oncogene, Src family tyrosine kinase b
Exons: 12
Coding region: 1009-2628 (539 amino acids)
Biological process (GO): protein phosphorylation; cell differentiation; T cell receptor signaling pathway
Cellular component (GO): extrinsic component of cytoplasmic side of plasma membrane
Molecular function (GO): signaling receptor binding; non-membrane spanning protein tyrosine kinase activity; ATP binding
Source: RefSeq, a predicted model, not a curated record